Ananas comosus (pineapple) is the source of this 838-nucleotide messenger RNA. RefSeq lists its product as uncharacterized. The record is from RefSeq and is a predicted model, not a curated record. The coding region runs from base 199 to 528 and encodes 109 amino acids. The transcript has 3 exons. NCBI's taxonomy places the organism in Eukaryota, Viridiplantae, Streptophyta, Magnoliopsida, Poales, Bromeliaceae.
GGGAAAAUAAUCAAAAUUGUCGACGAUGCUUUCCCCAAAUUAGAAACCCAUCGCCCGCUAUUGGAGCACGGAAUCGGCCAAAAACCCUAACCCUCUAAUCGAAGAUCGGGAACGAAGAAGGGGACGGAGCCCUUUCGAUCGAUCGAUCGAUCGAGCGUCGCGACUAAUGGAAUGCUCUGUUCGUCCUAAUCAUUCGACAUGAUGUCAAGACCUAUAGUUCUUGUUUUUCUGCUAGUGAUACUGAUCAUAACAUCGCAAUUCGAAUGGAAGCAACAACUUGUGAGCGAACUGGAAACAACUCCCGGCAUUUCUCAGAAUCAGCAGCAUAUUUCAAAUAGACAAGAAGUUGUAAAAGAGAAGAUUAUCUUAUCCCAAGAAAAGACUAUUCAGCGGUUGAACGAGUUUAUUCAAAGCCUUCAGCAACAGCUGUUGCAAUGCCGAGGCAGUAAUAAUGCGACGAAUGGUUCCGAAAACUCUUUCAUGUCGUAUAUAGACGAGAUACAAAGGCAGCAGAUGAUAGAAGAUUAAUGCGCACCUUUGCUUCUUCCAAUUUUCUCUUAUGACGUUGUCGAUAUGGUCUUCAAUUGUGACCCUGAUUACCUGGCGUAGUAAAAAAGGAAGGAGCUUUAUGAGUGUGUAGGUACAUUGGUAGAGGAACUCGAGUAGUAGGCACACCCAAAAAUAAGAGAAAGAAAUGUGCUUCUCUUUUGGAUCUGUAUUGUAAAUCCCUUUUUCCUCAAUAGAGGUGACAUGAAUGUAGUAGUUACAUGGUCAUUUUCAUGUUUAUCUUGCUAAGAUUUGCUUGCAAUUCAGCUUAAUAAUUGUUACAGAGGAUGCA